Aspergillus puulaauensis is the source of this 1899-nucleotide messenger RNA. Its product is annotated as actin-related protein centractin of the dynactin complex. The record is from RefSeq and is a predicted model, not a curated record. The coding region runs from base 1 to 1899 and encodes 632 amino acids. The transcript has 2 exons. NCBI's taxonomy places the organism in Eukaryota, Fungi, Ascomycota, Eurotiomycetes, Eurotiales, Aspergillaceae.
AUGAGGAUUUUCAGGAAGGUAUGGAUGGUCAUAUGGCUCUCAUUUGCAUCAACUGUACUGUCGGCCGUUGUAGAGCCCUCCGGCUUCUCAGCCAAGGUGGACAAUGUGCACUAUUUCGUCUCACCGUUCCCAGCAGGCCUGGCGUAUAAUGGCUCUCUGCAAGCAAUGCGCCCUCGAGCGCAUCUCGGAUUUGUUCCUGUGACGGUCGUUUCUGAGCCAGAGAAAGACAUGGAAGCGCUAUUCAGGAACUGGACCAUGAAGGACGAUGUUUGGCAGCCAGGGUUCCUAGACACCGUGCUCCUGGAUGGCGGCAACGGUACUAGGAAGGUGUCAUAUUAUCCUGACCAGGACUCGACAGUGAUAACUCUCCAUGAUGGUGACAAUAUACCUUCAGGACCUUAUUUCCUCGACAUAUCCACUGGAGCUGCCCACCAAGUAUACCGACUAUAUGAUGAUUUCUCUGGAGCCUUCACCCAGUCCCUGCUACAGAGACCAGAUGGACACUUUGAAACCCUGUCAGCACAGGUACCCUCUGCAGCAUCUUUAACGUUGGGCGUCCCCUCACGGCUUUACUUCCCACAGACAGAGGAGAAACCUCUAGCUGGCGUCCGCAUCGGUGUGAAAGAUAUUUACGCCCUUGCUGGAGUAAAACGGUCCAACAGCAAUCGCGCCUGGUACGGGCUAUACCCGCCUGAGAACCAAACUGCUCCAGCAAUCCAGAGCCUGAUUGACGCUGGUGCUGUUGUCGUCGGACUUCAGAAGCUCUCGCAGUUUGCCAACGGGGCAAAAGCCACCGCGGACUGGGUCGACUACCACUCCCCCUUCAACCCUCGCGGGGACGGGUACCAGGACACCGCAUCGUCCUCUGCCGGGGCUGGUUCCUCGAUGGCAUCAUACCCCUGGCUUGAUCUGGCCGUGGGAAGCGAUACUGGAGGGUCUAUCCGGGGCCCGGCAAGCAAUCAGGGCGUGUUCGGCCAUCGGCCAUCACACGGCCUUGUAAGUCUGGAUAAUGUAAUGCCUUUAUCUCCGUCUAUGGACACCGCUGGACUUUUGGCCCGCGAUCCUGCUCUUCUGGAUAUUGCCAACGCGGCGAUGUAUCAGAGAAACUAUACCCGAUAUACUGCCAGGCACCCUCCUGCAUAUCCCAAGACCCUAUACACGCUGGACUUCCCAACAGACGACACGCCAACGUCACGGAUCCUGGCCGACUUCGCACACAAGCUUGCUCGUUUUCUCAGGACAAAUGUGACCGCUCUGGAUAUGAACGCCGAAUGGCAGCGGUCCGGGCCCAGCAGUGUCAAGGGACAGACAAUCUCGCAGCUCCUCAACCUAACCUAUACAACCCUCAUCACAAAGGACCAGGUCCGGCUUGUGCGCGACUCUUUCUAUAAAGACUACGCCGCCGUCCACAAUAACCGCCUCCCCUUCAUCGAUCCAACCUCCCUCUCCCGCUGGACCUGGGGAGCAUCGCAACCAGACUCCCUCCUCGCAGAAGCCCACACCAACAAGACCCUUUUCGCGAACUGGUUCAACAGCCAAAUCCUCCCCCCUGCCACAGAAACCUGCACUUCCGGCUUCCUCCUGCACACCGACUCGACAGGCUCCUUCAAAGCCCCCAGAAACCAAUACCUCUCCCCGGCAGCGCUUCCCUUCGGCUUCUCGAAUGGGGAGAUUUCUGUCUUUGCCGGUGUCCCUGAUACGGUCUUCCCGCUUGGUGAGAUUCCGGGGUUUAGUAAUAUUACCAACCAUGUGGAGUAUUUGCCUGUUUCUGUUGAUGUUGUGGCUGCGAGAGGGUGUGAUGGCCUUGUUGCUAGUUUGGCGAGGGAUUUGGUUAAGGACGGACUGCUUGUACAGCCGAAGACUGGGGCGAGGAUUGGUGGCGGGGAGAUAUUGCUUUAG